Messenger RNA from Pezoporus occidentalis (night parrot), 7175 nucleotides. RefSeq names its product crumbs cell polarity complex component 2 (gene CRB2). NCBI's taxonomy places the organism in Eukaryota, Metazoa, Chordata, Aves, Psittaciformes, Psittacidae. The coding region runs from base 173 to 4582 and encodes 1469 amino acids. The transcript has 13 exons. Gene Ontology annotation, molecular function: calcium ion binding; Notch binding. The record is from RefSeq and is a predicted model, not a curated record.
GGGACUCUGUCCACUGUGUUAGUGCUAGUCCCCAGUUCGGCGGAGCAUAGAGCCAGUGCCUGUAGUGGGGAGAAUUCUCCAGAGUCCGUGAUGUGGACAGAGCUGGUAUUUGCUAGUUUCCAACUACUGUUUCUCCCCAGAGGUUUGUAGAACAGCCACUCUUAGACUUGUCAUGGAAUUAAGGAAAACUACCUCCAGAGCGUACAAUGCUGCUCUCCUGCUGCCACUUUUCCUCGUAUUUUGGGGAAUUUCAUCCUCUGAAAAUGGCAGCAGCUGUUCCUCAUCCCCCUGUGAAAAUGGUGGGAGCUGUCAGGAUUUGGAAGUGGGAUACAAGUGCACAUGCCCCGUGGAGCCUGUAGCCUACAUGGGCAUAAACUGUGAACACCUCUAUGAUGCAUGCUCUAAACAUGAGUGUACUGCCCACAGGAUGUGCAACAGCACUCCGGGACUCCUGGAAUAUGACUGCAUCUGUAUGCCUGGCUUCACAGGUAUUGAUUGUAACGUUAAUAUUAAUGAGUGUGAGAGCAACCCUUGUACAGACCCUCGUUUUGAAUGUGUAGAUAGCGUAAAUGGCUACACCUGUAAAUGCCAAACAGGACUGAAUGGAGAAGGCUGCCAAACAGAAAGCUCUAUGUGCUCUAGCCACCCCUGCCUAAAUAACGGGACAUGUGUGGAGGGUCCUGGGGACUAUACCUGCAUCUGCCAGCCUGGCUUCACCGGGGCCAACUGCAGAGACAACAUUGAUGAGUGCACCUCCAACCCCUGCCAGAACGGAGCCAUCUGCAGAGACAGGGUCAAUGAGUAUAGCUGUUUCUGUGUGCCUGGGUUCCAAGGAUACAACUGUGAAAUAGACAUCAACGAGUGUGCUUCCCGGCCCUGUAGAAACAAUGGCACCUGCCUCAAUGAGAUGGAUCACUAUGUGUGCAAGUGCAUCCCCGGCUACACAGGUGUGAACUGUGAUGCUGAAAUCGAUGAAUGUGAUUCAGACCCUUGCCAGAAUGGGGGCGUGUGCAAUGAUCACGUUGGGUUCUACACCUGUACCUGUGCCCCAGGUUAUCAAGGAAUGCAGUGUGAGGUGGACAUCAAUGAAUGUGUGAGCCAGCCGUGCCUGCACAAUGGGACAUGUCAUGACCUUGUUAACAGCUAUCGUUGUGACUGCAGUGACACAGGCUUCCAGGGGGACCACUGUGAGGUGGAUAUCCUGGAGUGUGCCUCUGAACCCUGUCUGAACAGUGCAACAUGUGUGGAAGGAAUCAAAAACUACAGCUGUGUCUGCUGGCCAGGUUACACAGGGCAGCACUGUGAAGAGGAUGUGGAUGAGUGUGCAACAUCUCCCUGUCACAACGGAGGCAUAUGCUUUGAGAGAUCCAACCAAGCCUAUUAUGGGACGCAACCUGAGUUCCCCAGUAAUUUCAGCUAUAGCCAAGCAGCUGGUUUCCUCUGUUGGUGCCAGCCAGGCUUUGCAGGGGAUACCUGCUUUACCAACAUUGAUGAGUGUGAGUCCCAGCCGUGCCAGAAUGGAGGGCUCUGUGUGGAUCUUACUAAUGGCUUCCUUUGUAAUUGCCUACCAGGUUAUUCAGGUGUGGAAUGUGCUGUUAACAUCAAUGAGUGUGAGGAGGGUCCCUGCAAGAAUGGAGCUGUCUGUGAGGAUGGCAUUGCUGACUAUACCUGCCACUGUGCCCCUAGCCAGGAUGGCAUUAUAUGGGGAGGGAAGAACUGCUCUGUCAAGCUCACUGGGUGCCAGACGCAUGACUGCCAAAAUGAGGCCUUGUGCAUCCCAACCUACCAAGCUGAGAGCCAUGGCCACCUGUGCCAGUGCCAGCCUGGUUUCUAUGAUGCCACAUGCUCAACACCAACAACAUUUUCCUUUGCUUCCAGAGGGUAUCUCCUCAUUGAGCUGCCCGUGAACAAUCAGAGCAGGAGGGACGUAGCAGGAGAUCAGCUUGCCAGCGUGUCCCUCCGGUUCCGAACCACCUUGCCCAGCGCUAUCCUUUUUUACCGAGGCCAUGAAGCUGAAUACUUGUUCCUGGAGCUCUAUGAUGGCAUUCUGCAUGCAGGACUGAAGAAGGAGGAUGUUUGGUACCUGCUGCUCCUGGAGGGACUGAGAGUUGAUGAUGGCCAAUGGCAUAAAGUCGAAGUUGUUCUGCACAGCACUAUGGAGCUAAAGCUCUGGCAUGACUCUUGUGAUGCAGGUGUCUGCCUGAAGAGCUCUCCUGUCCCACAUGGCACUGCUUUGGUCCCACAUACCUUCCUGAACAUGUAUGUGGGAGGUGCCGAGGAUUCAAUGGCCAACAACACACAUAGCCAGCAAGGCUUUGUUGGCUGCAUGGAGGACUUGCAGGUAGACACUGAAGCUGUGCUCCCAGCGGACCUGCCUCAGGGCGAGUCCUCCCCAGUGAUGCAGGGCUGUGACCGGACUGAGUGGUGCCUCUCCCAGCCCUGUUUCCAUGGAGGGCUGUGCGUGGACCUUUGGGCAGCCUACAGGUGUGACUGUUCCAGGCCUUAUGGAGGCCCAGCUUGCUCAUAUGAGCGCCCGGCAGCAACAUUUGGCCUAGAGAAUUCCACCAGCUUUGCCUCUUUCAGCCUCUCUGACAGCCUUGGUACAAACUUCAACAUCUCCUUUUUCAUUCGGACUCGGAAACCUAACGGUUUGCUAUUGCAGUUCAGCAGUGAAACUGCCCCCUGCCUCACCGUGUACUUGAGGAAUGGCAGGCUGCGGAUACAGAUGUUGUCUGCAGAUACUGUGACAUUUCCAGAAAACCUGGUUGAUGGCAGAAGACAUUUGGUAGCUCUGUCUUUCCAAGGAGGAAUUGUUUUUGCUCACCAAUCAGACGUGCGUGUGGAGCUGGGACAGCUCAUAGCAAGACCUCUUUUAGCUGGUUAUGAAGUGUAUAUUGGUGGGCAUCCUAAUCCAGACAAUGCAGAUAUGUGGGGAGGUUAUUUUAAAGGCUGUUUGCAAGACCUCCAGCUGAACAGCCACCAAAUACAGCUUCUUCAUGUUGAGAACUACAGUCUGCCACAGGAGCUCAGUAGGACUCAGAGUGGUAAUCUGGUGAACGGUUGCAUCUCUGAUAACACCUGCAAGUCUGAACCAUGUCAGAACGGGGGCACAUGCGCUGUCACCUGGAAUGAUUUCCAUUGCAGCUGCCCAGCAAAUUUCACUGGGAAAUUUUGUGAAGAGAGAGUCUGGUGUGAAAGUGACCCUUGUCCUGAAGCUACCGCCUGCGUAGAUGUUCCAGCAGGAUACGUGUGUCUGUCUAAUGCAACAUUUGAUAGUUAUGCUGCAAUUGAAUUUACCAGCAGUGCAUCAGUGACUAGAACUCUGAGCAGCCUCCAUGUGGACUUCAGAACCAGGGAUGAAGAUGCUGUUUUGCUUUGGGCUGUGGAAGAAGUGGAUUCCUUCCAGAUAGCCAUUAAGAACUCUUCCCUGCUUGUUGACAUCAGGAGUGGGAAUAGCAUCGAAGGUGUCAGCUUCCUGAGUCAGAAUUCCAUCACGGACGGUGCCUGGCACAGCAUCUCUGUGUCCAUGGAAGAGCCAUCUGCCCUUUCUUCCAGAUGGCUCAUUCGUUUGGAUGACUCUGUUAAUAUGACUCUGCAGGGAACUGCUGGGAACUUGGACUUCCUGAAGAGCAACGCGCUCAUUGUUGUAGCUGAAAACUUCACCGGCUGCCUCGGACAAGUGAGGAUCGGGGGGAUCUACCUGCCAUUCACUGGCCACCUCUCGUACCCCCAGGCAGAGCAGUUCCAGCAGUCCAGCAGAAGGACCAUCCAGCUGGGCUGCACUGGUGCUGAUGUUUGUGCUUCCAGCCCUUGCCUCAAUGCUGGCACUUGUGAGGACUUGUUCAAUUCCUUCAGCUGCGCCUGCAGUGCUGGCUGGGGGGGGCUGCUCUGUGAGGCUAACAUUGAUGACUGCCAGUCCAGCCCAUGCGUGCAUGGGGACUGUGUUGAUGAAGUAGCAGAUUUCCAGUGUCAAUGCUUCCGGGGGUUCAUUGGGAAGAGGUGUGACAUCAACGUGGAUGACUGCGUGCGGCACCAGUGCCUGAAUGGGGCUACCUGCAUCGAUGGGGUUUAUGGCUACUCCUGCAAGUGCCCUCCUCACUAUUCAGGACCUCGCUGCGAAUGGCCAUUCCCACCUGAGCAAUGUGGGAAGAACUUCACCUGCCUGAAUGGUGGCAAGUGCAUCAGUGAGAGCUGGGGAGCCAACUGCACCUGCAAGCCGGGAUUCACUGGAAGGAAUUGUCAAAUUAACAUAAACAAGUGUGAGCCAAACCCUUGCCAGAAUGGAGGCACCUGUCAGGACUCUGAGAACAAAUACGAGUGUCUGUGCAGUGCCAGCUACACCGGAGAGCGCUGCGACAUCAACCAGCCAGUGUGGGCCCAUCUUAGCAACUCCUCCGUGGUGGGAGCAGUCGGGGUUGCAGGCGCUGCCCUGCUCCUGGCAGUGGUUGCAGCCACGGCGAUUGUCAUGAGGAGGAGGAGAGCAACUCAGGGAACGUACAGCCCGAGCCGUCAGGAAAAAGAUGGGGCUCGAGUGGAAAUGUGGAACGUCAUCAAGAUGCCCCCGACCGAGCGGCUGAUUUGAGAACUGAGGUCACACAACAGCGUCUCUGUCUUAGGUCAUGGGAUGUGUUUUUGUAGGCCAGGUCUGUAAUGCUUUAAGCUUCUUCAUAGGCUACUGGCGCGUGCCUGCUGCUACUUGCAGGAGGAUUCAGCUGCUUGAAUGAGCUUGGUUAUUGCAGCUCAUCCCAUCAAUAACUGUGUAAAACGGAUUUGCCAGUAAAGGUUGGGAGGGGAAGAAAAUGUGGAGGGGAGGGAGGAAAGCAUGGCUGUGGUGGCAGAGUGGGGACACAGACUCACUGUCACAAGGUCGUGCUGCAUGUCACCAGAGAGCAAGGCCAGCAGCAAUUGCCUCUGGCACGUGGUCACCGUGAAAGGCACCUGCAGAUACGUGAGGUAGGUCAAAUUAAUGCGAAUUAAACACCAUGUUAAGAAAUAAUGUGAAGAAUGGGAUGGUUUCAGACCUGUGUGCCUGUGCCUCUUCUGCAGGAGGUCACUGGCUGGUUGGAGGUGUUUCCUAGAGCUGCUGCUGUCCUUCCAUCACUAUAGAGUGCACAUUGUGACAUGAGAACUUGAGUACCACUGUGUGAAACCGAGCACGUCUACUAAAACCUCUCCUAGGCCUAGACUAAACCACAGGAGUAUUCUAAGUGCCUUUCUGAGCGCGAGUUGCCAGUUACAGUGUUAACCCUCUUUGCAGGGAGGAUGUUUGUAUGUUGAUAAACGGAUCACUUCCUUUGGUGAGCUGGGUGAUGGUACCAGGCUGAUGACAGGAGCACAGCCGGCUCAGGGGCAGGCACUGCACAAGCAUGACAGCAGAAUGGACCUUCCUAAGGGACUGAAGGUUUGAACAUUGUGGUGUUUGUGUAAGGAGCAGGAAAGAGCCAAUUCCUGUUCCUCUCAGACAGGCAGGUUUGGGCUUGUCAGUACAGGAGAAUGAGAUUUAGUUCACUAAUACAAUGUCCUUUAACCCAAACCCAGGGUUUGUGUGGUAGUGAGGCACACUGCCCUAAAACGAGUAUUUAUUUUGUGGUGUCACCUCUCCUUUGUGUCUGUUGUAGCUGCGGAGUCUGUUCUUUCUUCACCUGGGGAAAGACAUGCAGCAGAGGAGGCCAGAUAAGGUCUGGAAUCAUUGGUGUGUCAGGGUAAUUACUACAGCUAUCAGUCACAAGUAUUUUAGCAAACAGUGGCUGCUUUUUAAUCCCUGAAACACCAUUAAUCAGCAGGGUGUGAAUCUGCCCCCAUUGCUCCUCACCGCUGAUGGGAAGAAAACAUUGUUCUGGUUUGGUUUUAUUUCUGCUGUAGCUGUGACUUUCUCUGUAAUUCUGAGUAAAGGGAGGAGUACACCCAACUGCUCAGGACCAGCGCUGCAGCACACACAGCUGCUGACUGACAGGUGAUGAGAAGAAACAGUUUGGAAAGUAGAAGAAGACAAUGACUGUUUUUCCUCUAAUACAGCCUUUCCCUCUGUAGGAGCAGGUGCUGACCCUGCUCUGGUGAGGGGUUGGAGAGGACAAAGAAAUGCCCUAACUUCAGUUCAUUUUUAUUUAUUUAUUAGUAAUAACACUGCUGGUACUUUGCCGAUGAAUUUGUUGCUCUGUGUAGUUUCCAGAUGCUCUUUAGGAAGGUCUCUCACAGCUGUGGAAUAGAGGCAGUGCCCCCUGUCACUCCCUUGCUGCCUGGAACCAGUUACACUGCAGCCUUAGGAAAAAGGUGAGGGUCACCUUGCUCAGCAGCGUCUGUGCCACCAGAGGAUGAACAAGUUGAAGGAGGCGGCACUGUUCCAGGGGAGCAGGCCCUGUGCUGCCUCUGGAGAUACAAAAAACCACCCUGACCCAACCCUGUCCCCAUGGAAGGGUGGCUUUGACCCCAGAGGGCUAGGACUGAGCGCACCUGUGCCGCCCUCGCUGCAUCGCAGUGGUAGGUGGGGUUUUCUUCAUUCCAUUCCAACUUACAAGCUGGUUGAUGACAAUCAGCCACAGAACCUUCACCUCGGCUCUGGGUUCUGCACCCGCAGACCUGAUUCGCCUCCAGGUCGGGGCCUGUGCUUUUACCUUCCAGCUUCACUCCAGUUUUUCCAUUUAAAUUGUGGAAAACCAAAGGCAGCGACAGGAUCUAAAUGAGGCCAUGUUACUCCAGCCUGUAUUUGGGAAGAAAACUAGGAUGCUGUUACAGAACUGUAGUUAAGCUACUGAAACAGCCUGAAGGACAACAAGCAGCUACAACCCCCUCUGCAAUACAGAGCCAAAUGCAGGUAAUGGCAGGCAGGGAGGUGGCUGCAGCUCCAGGGCGGCAGCAGGAAGGGUCUGUCCUGCUCCAGCGCGUCCCAGGAUUGCAGAGCAGCCGUGUCCAUGUCGAGCACCCAAAGCCAGUACUAGAAAAGUGUUAAAAGACUUUGUCAGUGUCUUGAGCAUUUCUGCAAGAUAAUUUAUGAAAGUCGGCGGUUUUUCAAUGAUGAACUUCACUUCCUUUUGAUAUUUAAUUUUGGACUCUGUUUUUUCACAGAACUGCAGCUGCUGCGGUUCCACAGCCUGGGUUCUUUUGUAAAUUUUGUAAUUUGUAAAAAGAUUAGAAUGUCCUUCACGGAAAUUUACAAUAAAAUCUGGUUAAAAAUGAAA